AUGAACAGUGACACAACUAAUAACACAAACACUUCUACAAAUAUUUAUUCAACAGCAAGACCUUCCGAGAUUUCCGUUGAUAACUACGUUCAAUCUCUAACAGAGCUUAACACUCUGUCAAAAUAUAACGGUCAGGACACUUAUUUUUAUUUAUUACGACAACUUGCAAUCAGUACUUUAUCCAGUGGAAAUCAGAAUAUUGAGAUAUUAAAUCAUCUUUUGAUCGAAAAAAUCAAAGAAAUUUCUAUUGAUCCACUACUUUUAAAUAUAUUUUGUAAUUCGAUCAGUAACAACAACCAGCUUAAAGUUUUUAAUUUAGAUAGUUUUUUGGAAAGCAAAGAAAUCAAUCUUCCAUUUAUUCUUUCCACAACUACUCAAAAAUAUCAAACCAUAAUGGGCAAUUAUGAUAAUAUUGAUCAAAACAACAAUUUGACUUUACCAAAAAUUCUGUUAGAUUUGGGUAGUAAAUGUUGUAGUACUGCUGACUUAUUCAAUGAAGUGUUGGCUAAAUUAGGUGUUAAUUCUUCUGCAUCUGGUGAAAUCAUUAAAGAGGUUGAAGUUGCUCGUGCACUUGGUGUUAUGGCACUCACAACUGCCAAUUUUGGUGAUGACAGUGGCAGUGUUCCUUGGAAUCAAUCAAAAGAUCUUUCCGAUAAUAAUAAUCAAAAUUGGAAUGUGGAAAUAUUUGUUUCAUCUUUAUCCGAACUGCAACCUCACCUAGAUUGGGUAAAGGUGAUAAAACUACUCGACUACCCCGAAUUUACUAUUAAAGAUAUUAAAGGAGUUCAACUAAUUUUAACUGGUUUUAGAAAAGCUGUAAAGGAUCAGCAACCUUUUCCAAUUCAUUUAUUUUGGGGCAAUUGGAAUAAUCUCAAAGGGCAAUUUAGUUUUUUACGUCAUCUUGUACAACUCUCAUCAAAUGCUUUUAACAUUAACGAUUAUCCUAUUCAAAAAGUUUUAACCACUAACGAUUUUCCUAAUUCUCUCACGCAUUUAAAAUCCUUGCCUGGAAUUUUGACAUCUUGUCCAUGGAAUUCACUUGAAUUAGUUGAAACAUUGAUAAGAAUGGCUGAUUCUGAUUUGCAUGAAGAUGUUAAGGUCACCUUUGAGCUAUCAAUUAAGCAGGCUCCGGAAUUAAUAUGUUUAGGUCUAGCUCAAAUUCAGAAACCAUGGAAUUCUUUACAUAUGGAAUUUGUCAACAGAUUAAUAUCAACAUUUUUGACAAGUCACCUUAAUUCAACAUUGGUAUUAUCUUAUUUAUGGCAUAUUGACAAUAAACUUUUUAUUGAAAGUUGCCUUGAAAUGUACAGAAAAGAUCAUUUCACUAUUACAAGAUUAUUAGAUGUAUCACAAGAAUUAAAGGUAUUAAAUUCAUUGUUAGAAGUUCAAUAUUUCUUGUUUACUAUCGAUUUAGCAGCCCUUGCAUCUAGAAGAGAAUACCUAAAUUUGGAAAAAUGGCUCCAAGAAAAACUUGACAAGCAUGGCGACAAAUUUGCCCAUGAUUGUAUGGAAUUUCUUAAACAAAAGAUUGCAUUAGAAAUUACUCAUGAAGUAAAUGGUAGCGAUCAAGCUGUUCGCUUAACAGAUGAAGUUGUUCUUAAAUUUUUAAGGGUUAUUUCUAAUAGCAAUAUGACUCCAGAAAAUGAAGAAUACUUUAAGGAAAUUCGUAAAAAAUUAGCACAAAUAUACCCAUCUCUUAGCAUUAUUCCACUUGAUGUUAGUAUUCCUCCUCAAUUAGAACAAUCUUUUCCCGCUGAAACUGAAGAGAUUGCCAAUCUAUAUUUUGAAAAAGUUUAUCGCCAAGAAAUAGAAAUCGAUGAUAUGAUUAAAGAUUUACAAAGAUUAAAAAAUUCUCAGGAUUCUCGAGAAUCUGAAAUUUUCUCUUGUAUGAUACACAAUUUAUUUGAUGAGUAUCAAUUCUUACCAAAAUAUCCUCAAAGAGAACUGAAUCUAACAAGUAUCAUUUUUGGAUCUCUCAUUAAAUAUCAACUUGUGGGAUAUGUAACGCUUGGUGUUGCUCUACGAUAUAUACUAAGUGCUCUUAAGAAUACUGUAGAUUCUAAAUUUUAUAUUUUCGGAACUCAAGCACUAAUUCAAUUUCAAUCAAGGCUUCCCGAAUGGCCGCAAUACUGUUCACAUCUUUUGCAAAUUCCUCAAUUACAACAAUCUCAUCCAGAUAUUAUACAAUAUGAACCUGUUAAAAACAGUAUAAAUAAUGAUUUUACAAACUACACUAAACAAUCAAAUAAAGCAAUCGACAAACCAAUUUUUACAGCAUUAACUCUGGACACACUUUUAGCAGCUGACAAAGCUGAUUACGAAAUUCCGAGUGAAGCAAUUCAAGAUAAAAUUUUUUUUAUUAUUAAUAAUGUUGCUCAAAAUAACUUUGAAACUAAAGUUGCUGAAAUGAAAGUAAUUCUUAAAGAAUCACAUUAUAAAUGGUUUGCUAAUUAUAUGGUUGUCAAAAGAGCUAGUAUUGAAUUGAAUUAUCAUCAACUUUAUAAUCAAUUCCUUGAUGCUCUUGAAGUACCAGAACUUUAUUAUCAUAUUUUACAUGAAACUUUUUCAAACAUUAAAGUAUUAUUGAAUUCCGAAAAAACAGUACAUUCUUCAUCUGAAAGGUCUUUAUUAAAAAAUCUUGGAUCUUGGCUUGGUAGUCUGACGCUUGCCAAAAACAAACCUAUUAGACAUAAGAAUAUAGCAUUCAAGGAAUUACUAAUACAAGGUUAUGAUAGUAAUAGAUUGAUAGUGGUUAUUCCAUUUGUCUGUAAAGUCCUUGAACAAGCAGGAAACAGUAAAGUUUUUAAACCACCAAAUCCAUGGUCGAUGGCAAUCAUUAAACUCCUGGUGGAAUUGUAUUACAACGUAGAGUUAAAACUAAAUUUGAAAUUUGAAGUUGUGGUUUUGUGUAAGAGUUUGAAUAUUGAGCUCAAAGAUAUCACACCAACAACUAUUCUCAACAAUCGUCCUCCAAAGGGAUCAAUUGUUUUACAAACAGAACCACCUUCACCAGAAUUUGAAAAAUGGCCUACAAAUAACUCUUCUAAGAUUGGACAUCAAAUAUCUAGGCCACCAAGUACUCCACUUACACAAAAUCCUCCAUCUUCAUUACCUUUGAAUGAUGAUAUUAUUUCAAAUAUUUCUCAAUAUAUUACAUUCAACCCUACAUUGUCUAUAUUUGCUAAUCAACCCAAUUUGAGAAAAAUCAUUAUUACUCCUGUAGUUGAAAGAUCUGUUAGUAUUGCAAGCAUUUCCACCCAUGAAUUAAUUAUUAAGGAUUUUGCUAUGGAACCAAACGAGGAAAAAGUGCGCAAUGCUGCACAUUUAAUGGUACAAAAUUUAGCAGGAAGCCUAGCCUUGGUUACAUGUAAAGAACCUCUUAAAAUCAGUAUGGCAACACAUCUAAGAAAUUUAUUUUUGGAAAAUAUUUAUAGUGAGCAAAAUAACGUUGAACAAGCAAUUUUAAUUCUUGUUUCUGAUAACCUUGAGUUGGCAUGUUCAGUUAUUGAAAAAGCGGCAAUAGAUAAAGCGGUGCCUGAGAUUGAUGAAGCAUUGUCAUCUUUAUUUAGUAAUCGUAAAAAACACAGUGAGAGAACUAGCCAACCAUAUUAUGAUAUGUCAAUAUAUUCUGGUGCCUCAAGAUUUGCUAAUAAUCUACCUGACCCUUUACACUUAAAACCUAAUGGAUUGCAGCCACAACAACUACAUGAACAUGCCCCUAGAUCGGCUAUGUCUAGACAAGACUUCCAAAUUAAUCAUCCAUACACUAUGGUAGAAAUGCCAUAUGAUGCUGUUUCUACAGCAGCAGUAUCUCAAGUUCCAGCGCAUAUUACAUUUCACCAAAUCAACAAAAUACCACAAGCUUCUUGGUCAGCUUUACCACCUAAUCAUGAAAUAUGCAUUCUGGUUAAAGAAAUACCAAUCUUGGCAACUCAGACCUAUAACCGUGAUGAGACAGCUUUGAUGUUCUCACAAAAAAUCAUGCAAUUUUUAUAUAAGAAUGAUUUUAAUUUUUCUCGAGAAGUUUAUGUUAUUUUGCUUGAAAAGCUUUGUGAAAUUUCUCUAAAAGUUUUCAAAGAAGUUACAGCAUGGUUAUUAUAUUCUGAUGACGAACGUAAAUUUAUUGUGCCUGUGGUCAUUUUAUUGAUCAAAGCUGGUCUCGUCAAUGUUGUUGAUCAAGAUUUACAGCUUGCUAAAUUGAUUGAAGAUGGAAGAUCUGUUGUUAUAGACUUUACAACAAAAUUAAUUCAUGAAUGUGUUCUUAAAGAUCCACCAUGUGCUACUCGUAAUGAUUUUAUAUAUUCAUUAGAUGCUUUAACCCGACUUACUCAAAGGGGCAAAGCAACUGAAGCUGUUAUACAAUUAUUGGAUGAUUUGUACCCUCGUAUUAUCAGAAAUAAUAUUGUUAUUAAUAAUAUUGAUGAAAUCGAAUUGCAUGAUCAACUAGCACAUUUCUUUACAGAAUGGAUUAGAGUUUAUCAGGAUCCAUCUUCAGGUGAAAAGGCUUAUACUAGUUUUAUUCAGAGGCUACAACAACAAGGGGUGUUAAAAGGGGAAGAAAUAUCUUCAAUGUUCUUUAGGGUUUGCACUGAAACUAGCAUAGAGAUUUACCUAAAACAAAGAUCACUCCACCAAAUUACACCUGCUGUGGCUUAUCAAGCAAUUGAUGCCUUUUCUAAACUUAUUGUUCUAUUGGUGAAAUACCACACAGACCCUGAGGGUAUUGAUGAUAAUGUUGCAAAAAUUUCUUACUUGACAAAGAUACUGUCAAUAGUAAUACUGAUUUUAGCACAGGCACAUGAACAACAUAGUCAACAAUUCAAUCAAAAACCAUUCUUCCGAUUGUUCUCAAAUUUAUUAAAUGAUUUAAAUUCUUAUGAACAGCAAUUUCAAUCGAUUUAUUUUCAAAUCCUUCUAGCUUUAAGUAAUACAUUUCAUACUUUACAACCUUCCUUUUUCCCUGGAUUCACUUUUGCAUGGUUUUCAUUGAUUUCGCAUCGACUAUUCAUGCCAAAAUUAUUAUUAGCAGAGAAUCAAAAGAUGAAAGAUACUACAUGUUUAUUAUACAAAGGGACAUUACGUAUUUUACUUGUUUUGUUACAUGAUUUUCCAGAAUUUCUUUCUGGUUAUCAUUUAAGCUUUUGUGACGUGAUUCCGUCAACAUGUAUUCAAUUAAGGAACCUUAUAUUGAGUGCCUUUCCACGCACUAUGAGGUUGCCAGAUCCUUUUACACCAAACCUUAAAGUGGAUCUAUUACCAGAAAUAUCGCAACCACCGAUAAUUUUAUCUGAUUACACUUCAGCUUUAAUAACACAUUGCCUUAAAGACGAUGUUGAUGAGUAUUUAAAAUUACAUUCACCGAUUAAUUUUUUAACGAAAUUGCAUGAUAAGCUGUUGUUAGGCACUAGUCAACAAGAUACAGCUCUUAUUGUCUCCAAGUAUAAUAUACCACUCCUCAAUGCUCUUGUUCUUUAUGUUGGUAUUAAAGAUGUUUAUGAUAAUUUUCAAGGGACUUUAAUUACAACAAGUCUAUCUAUGGAUAUUUAUAAACAAUUAGUUGUUGAUCUUGAUCCAGAAGGUCGCUAUUAUUUUUUGAGUGCCAUUGCAAAUCAGCUUCGGUAUCCCAAUAGUCAUACACAUUAUUUUAGUUGUGUUUUAUUGUAUAUCUUUGCAGAAGGAAAGCAAGAGGGGAUCAAAGAACAAGUUACAAGGGUUUUAUUGGAAAGGUUGAUUGUGAACAGACCACAUCCAUGGGGGCUUUUAAUUACUUUUAUAGAAUUGAUCAAAAAUCCUCUAUAUAAUUUCUGGAGCCAUUCAUUUACAAGAUGUGCCGCAGACAUAGAACGUUUAUUUGAAAGUGUUAGCAGAAAAAAACAUGGUGGCAGUGGCAGAAACAAUCUAACAUUAGGAAAUGCUGAUGGUAGUGAUAAAAACAACAUAGCCAAUUUAUUGAAUUCAUUUACUGAUUUAUUAGAUAAAAGGACAGACAAUGACAAUCAAAAAAAGAACAUGGCAGUAGUGGCAGAAAAAAUUCGAAUUGAUGAUAAGAAUAAGAAGAAUAGUGGUAUGGAUGUGAAAGGGUAUUCAGAAUUUACAAUAGAAUCAUUGAGAAAAUUAAGAGAUCAGUUGAAAUAUUAUGCAGUUGUGGAGAUUAAAUCACAAAAGUUUCUGAUAACCAAGAAUGAUUUGGUGAUUUGUCACAGAAUAAGGGAUUUGAAUAUCGGAGAUGAAAUAAGGUUGAAUAGGGUGGUGGAGUUGGGAUCAAAAGAUUUCACAGUAUAUGGUAAACCUUUGAUAUCAAAUGCAUUUUAUAAUAUUAAAGCAGUCGUGGUUGAGAAACCAUUGGGCCCAUUUCUGGAAAAAUUUAAGAAAAAGCGUAGAAACCGUCAUAGAAAACGAAUUACACAUAAACAAACUUAUACUGUUCUCAGAAUUUCAGAACUUGAUGUUAACAAAAUAUAA
This is a messenger RNA of Entrophospora candida, 6462 nucleotides long. The record is from the annotation of a GenBank genome assembly. NCBI's taxonomy places the organism in Eukaryota, Fungi, Glomeromycota, Glomeromycetes, Entrophosporales, Entrophosporaceae.